UCGGUCACAUGGAUGCAGCAUGACCAUGAGCUCCCCUUGUUUCCUUUCCAGCAAGCACCAAGCACAAGCAGUGUCACCUACUCAACAAGGCAAUCAAGCAGCUCCUUCUCUAGCUUUCCCUCAUCUUUAUAAACCAGGCCCCUGUCUCUUCUUGACAUCCGCUCCACAGCACAGCUCCAGCUUGGUACCGGUGCCUGCUCUGCUGCAGAGGAAGGAGAAUGGCCAGAGGGGCUCAGCCAUCUGCGUCGCUCCUGCUCUUCUCUUUGGGGCUUGUGCUCUUCUACCUCGCCUCAGGAAGCAGCGUCCGUGUGGUGGAAGGACAGAAAACUUGGUGCGUGGCGAAGCCGUCUGCGUCGAACGAGAUCCUGGCGUUGAACCUCAACUACGCGUGCUCUCAGGUGAGCUGUGCGGUGAUCCAGAGAGGCGGGCCGUGCUACUACCCUGACAACCUGGUGUCGCGCGCGGCGGUGGCCAUGAACCUCUACUACGCCUCCAAUGGCAGGCACGCCUGGAACUGCUACUUCAAUAACUCGGCUCUCGUCGUGCAGUCCGAUCCAAGUUAUGGUUCUUGCACCUACUACUGAUUGGAGCUGAUCGAUGCCGUGACUGCUGAUCGAGUAUUUUACAAGUGUCGGUUUGUUUAAUGGAUGAGGAACACCGGUAUAUCAUAUUGUUUGUAUCCUAACCCAAUUGUAUGGAGAUUAGAUUUCCAACUUAUUGAUGAGAUCCAUUAUGUACUAAAAUGUCGCUUGCCGUUCGUUGGUAUUGGUACAGUAGAAUCUAGAGUUCAGAAUUCCUGCGAAAUCUUGUGGCAGAUCAGAAAUGCACAUCUCCCAUAAAUGAAAGCAAAACUGUCUUGAAUGUAAACAUUUGUUUUUUAUCUGAGGAAA
Messenger RNA from Phragmites australis (common reed), 890 nucleotides. Its product is annotated as glucan endo-1,3-beta-D-glucosidase-like. The record is from RefSeq and is a predicted model, not a curated record. Lineage: Eukaryota; Viridiplantae; Streptophyta; Magnoliopsida; Poales; Poaceae. The coding region runs from base 219 to 584 and encodes 121 amino acids. The transcript has 3 exons.